AUGAGGGGUUACCUGAAAACAACGGGGUGGGUAUUUAAACUCCAGGCCGAAACCACUACAGUAGGAACACAUAGGGAUUGCGAUUUAUGUUUACAGGUAAGGUCAUGAUGUUACAUCCUCAAACUCCUAAUUUCUGUCUGUACAAAACAUAAAAUGCUAUUAUUUUAUUUUAUAUAAUAUAACGAUAAUGUAAUAUAACGAUAGGCUACCGGGACACACACCUAUCAGCCAAAACUGGAUUGAUUGUGGGAAAGCCCUCUGUAUUGAUGUUGGUAAUAAUAAUAAUAAUAAUAGUCAUCUGUAUUGAAAAAUAUAGAACUGAGUAAUACAGUAAAUAUGUCCUGAUCUUGGUAUUGGAAUACGUGUGCUGGCUUUAUCAAUUUUUAAAUGUGAUCUUCUGUACAGAAUUACUAUUAUAUUGACUGCUUUAUGCGCAUGAUUGACAGAAUGGAGGAGUUGAGGAGCAUCAUGCCCUUAUCGAGUGGAGCAAAUCAGAGCCAUGCUUUGUCCUGAGUGACCUGAACUCCGCCCAUGGUACCUAUGUCAACGACUGUCGUAUCCACAAUGCAGCCGUGCGUCUAACCCCAGGCGAUGAACUGCACUUUGGCUAUGGAGGCUCCACAUACCAGUUAGCUGUAGAAAGCCCAUCUAUG
Messenger RNA from Coregonus sp. 'balchen', 653 nucleotides. The record is from the annotation of a GenBank genome assembly. Lineage: Eukaryota; Metazoa; Chordata; Actinopteri; Salmoniformes; Salmonidae.